Messenger RNA from Aptenodytes forsteri (emperor penguin), 788 nucleotides. It is a transcript of the gene RAB24, whose product is annotated as RAB24, member RAS oncogene family. The record is from RefSeq and is a predicted model, not a curated record. The transcript has 5 exons. Bases 1 to 396 code for a protein of 131 amino acids. Gene Ontology annotation, molecular function: GTPase activity; GTP binding. NCBI's taxonomy places the organism in Eukaryota, Metazoa, Chordata, Aves, Sphenisciformes, Spheniscidae.
AUGAGGGAGGGAACGGACCCUGACCUUGACCCUGAUCCCUCUCCCCCAGAUCUUACCGACAGCAGCAGUUUCCAGCGAGCCAAGUUCUGGGUGAACGAGCUGCAGAACUGUGAGGAGGGCUGCCGGAUCUACCUGUGCGGCACCAAGAGUGACCUGCUGGAGGAGGACAGGAGGAAGCGGGGGGUCGACUUCCACGACGUGCAGGACUACGCUGACGAGAUCAAGGCAGAGCUCUUUGAGACCUCCAGUAAGACGGGCCAGAGCGUGGAUGAGCUGUUCCAGAAGGUGGCAGAGGACUACGUCCACUUCACCGCCUUCCAGGUGAUGACAGAGGAGAAGGGUGUCGACCUGGGCCAGAGGAGCGGUGCUUACUUCUACAGCUGCUGCCACCACUGAGACGUCUUGCCAAAAGGGAACCGCUGCUGCCGGCCGGGCAGCCGGCACGCACUGGACUCCUCGGGUUUUUUACCUGCUGUGUUUUAGCUGUAUGGGCCCGUCUGCAACGCAGCACGCAGCCCCGUGGACUGCUCCCGGUGUGCGGAGCGGCAGAGGGCUGCUGUGCGGUGCCAGGAGCCUCCUGCGGCACCAGGAGCCACAGGCCAUCACCCCUGGGGACCCUCUCCCUGCCACCCAGUGUUUGCGGGAGCCGCUUCCCCGAGUCACUGCUGUGGCCCAGCGGCGGCCAUUAACUUACUCUCGGAGAUGCUGUCCGAUUGUUUGCAGAUUUAUUUAAGCGUCUUCUCUCGAGGUGUACAAUGUAAAUAAAAUGCAUUGUGGUCUGAGCCGUC